AUGCCUUUGAGUACUGUCAUUUGCAUUGGUAUGGCCGGUUCUGGUAAGACCACUUUUAUGCAACGUCUGAACUCGCACUUGAGAAGUCAAAAGAAUACUCCAUAUGUGGUCAAUUUGGAUCCUGCAGUUUUGAGAAUUCCCUAUGGUGCCAAUAUUGAUAUCAGAGAUUCGAUUAAAUAUAAAAAGGUGAUGGAGAAUUACCAGCUGGGACCUAACGGUGCCAUCGUAACAAGUCUCAAUCUUUUCAGUACCAAGAUUGAUCAGGUUAUUAAGUUAGUCGAGAAGAAGAAGGACAAAUAUCAACACUGCAUAAUAGACACUCCCGGUCAAAUAGAGUGUUUUGUUUGGAGUGCUUCGGGCUCUAUCAUUACAGAGUCAUUUGCAUCUACAUUCCCUACGGUUAUCGCUUACAUCGUUGAUACACCAAGAAAUACUUCACCAACCACCUUCAUGAGUAAUAUGCUUUAUGCGUGCUCUAUUCUCUAUAAGACGAAGUUGCCAAUGAUCGUCGUCUUCAACAAGACAGAUGUCACUAAGGCGGACUUUGCUCGCGACUGGAUGACUGAUUUUGAAGCAUUCCAAACUGCCCUGAGAGACGAUCAGGAUUCCAAUGGUACGUCUGGAAUGGGGUCUGGAUACAUGAACUCACUAAUCAACUCUAUGUCUUUGAUGUUAGAAGAAUUUUACUCACAACUAGACAUGGUAGGUGUCUCAAGUCACACAGGUGAAGGCUUCGACGACUUCCUGAAAGCUGUCGAUGAUAAAGUUGGUGAGUAUGAAGAAUAUUAUAAAGCUGAGAGGGAGAGAAUUCUUAAGGCAAAGGAAGAGCAGGAAAAGAGAAGAAAGGAUAAGUCUCUUGACGGUUUGAUGAAGGAUCUGGCGAUCAAUAAGAAGGAAGGAACCAACAAAAACGCUGAUGAAGGUGUCGAUGUUCUCAGCGAUUUCGAAGAGGGUGAAAAUGAUGGAUUAGUUGAGAGGGAUGAGGAUGAAGAUACCGAAAGAGAAUACACAUUUCCCGGUGAGGAGAGAACACAGGGUGAAGUUAAUGACAAGAGGGCUCCAGAUCUUCAAAAGAGAUAUCAGGAGGCAUUUGAGAACAUGGCAAAGGAUGCAAGCAGUAAAACCGCAGAAAAUAUUGCAAACUAUAUAAGGCAGUAA
This is a messenger RNA of Torulaspora delbrueckii, 1158 nucleotides long. It is a transcript of the gene NPA3, whose product is annotated as GTPase NPA3. The record is from RefSeq and is a predicted model, not a curated record. Lineage: Eukaryota; Fungi; Ascomycota; Saccharomycetes; Saccharomycetales; Saccharomycetaceae. Gene Ontology annotation, molecular function: GTPase activity. Bases 1 to 1158 code for a protein of 385 amino acids. The transcript has a single exon.